AUGUCCACGGCCACCCUGCCCUCGCCUCGGACCGGCACCUUCCUUGAGGUCUCCUUCCGCCGGCUGCUGGAGGAGCUGGAACCGGAGGUGCUGCGGGCGUACAGGGGCGCGGUGGCGGCGCUGCGGGCCUCCCUGCAGGAGCCUGCAGUCCCGGCCACCUUCCAGGGCCCGGACCCUUUCAUUUCAGAGGAGACACAGCCUGCUGAGCAGGCGGAUCCGGCCGCGCCCCCCUCCCCGCGCUCGGGCCUGGGCCUGCGCCGCCGCAACGGCCCGGGCCCUGAUGCCGACGAUGACCGGGGUCUAGACUCCCAGGCCCAGCUCCAGGACGCGCUGACCGACGAGCUGGCGGUGCUGGCCGCCUCGCUCAAGUCCAACACGCUGGCCAUGGAGGGGCGGGUGAGGGAGCGCGGCUCGCUGCUGGAUGCCACGGAGACGGCACUGGACCGGAGCCUGGUGGGGGUGAAGGCCUCCAACCUCGGCGCGACAGCCAUCCACCGCAAGUGCGAUCGGUGGCGGCGGAUGGGGUUCUGCCUGACCCUGCUGGCCCUCCUGGGCAUCGUUUCUGCGUUUGUGGGCAUGUACCUGUUCAUCAAGCUGACCAGCCUGGCAGGCUACCGCGCGGUGAAGGUGGUCCACGUGACACAUGCCCGCGGGCAGGACAGGUGGGCCCCUCAGCACUUGGAGCUGUGA
Messenger RNA from Auxenochlorella protothecoides, 690 nucleotides. RefSeq lists its product as hypothetical. Gene Ontology annotation, biological process: retrograde vesicle-mediated transport, Golgi to endoplasmic reticulum. Lineage: Eukaryota; Viridiplantae; Chlorophyta; Trebouxiophyceae; Chlorellales; Chlorellaceae. The transcript is spliced from 3 exons. Gene Ontology annotation, cellular component: SNARE complex; endoplasmic reticulum. The coding region runs from base 1 to 690 and encodes 229 amino acids. Gene Ontology annotation, molecular function: SNAP receptor activity. The record is from RefSeq and is a predicted model, not a curated record.